GCCCAUUAUAUCUAUUUCACAUUACAAUGGACCUCGGCGAACCCCAACCAGUAGACCCAAAGCAAGCUGAGCUGGAGCAGAAGCGCAUGGAUAUUGCUUGCUUCAAGCGGAAUUUAGAAGUCAAUCGCAUGCCACUGAGCAAGACUAUAGAGGCCAUAAGUAACUAUUGCUUUGAAAACGCUCACUCGGAUCCCCUGCUCUCUCCUCCAAAAGAUAAUCCUUAUAAAUCAAGCCGUUCUUGUGUCGCCUUUUAGCUGAACUUAACUACCCUUCCUAUGCUUAUUACUGACAAAUUUGUCCAACUUCAGCCACAUGUGUAUGUUGAGACAUUUGAAUAUCUCUGUUCGUGCCGACGACCCAUGGUAUUGUUAUCAUCUUUGAACAGCUCUGUUGCAUUGGAGUGUGCUUCCUUUUCCCCUAACUUUGUUUCAAUCUGUGUCCAUGUGUUAUCGAUAUCUCUGACGAUUCAACACUACAAAUGGCUUUCUUAGCUGUAGUUCUCUCUUUUGGCUUGGAUUCCAUCUAUGGUAUCUCCGAUUGUCAUCUUCCAAUGGGCUUACUAGUGGCGAUCGUUUAGUAGCUUGGCCACUGUCUUUCGCCUGUUCACUCUACGGCUACUUCGGGUUUUACUUGUUAUAUUUUACAUUUUGUUCAGCUCAUUAUCAACAGUUUGCGUCAAGACUUUACUCCCCAACUCGUAUGCGAACGGUCUGUUUUAACGAUGUUACCAUGUCACUCGACUGCCGUUUUGCUUUCCGUAACUAAUGUGAUUACAUUGGUGUGUCCUUGAGGCGCCAUUACCCUCUUUGUCUUAUUUGUGGAUCACAAUCCUCUGUUUAUUAUUGUUAUCUCAAUCUAGGAGAAUCUGGAGCAUUCGCAACCUCGUCACCUGGAAACUUGGCAUAUCAGCGAUGAUGCCGAGUCAAGCGGCCUUUGCUUUUUGUCCUUUCUUCGAUGAGUACCAUUUAUACGGGUCAUCGGUCAGAAACAUAUGCAUUCUCCUCCGGGGCGCAUUUGGCUGUCAGGCUGCAGAGAUAAGUACCGCAGUUUAUGUGGAGGGAUCAUAGUCACCAGAAAUCAGAACCAUCUUGGUACAUUAGGACACUUUCCUUCUAGCUUGAAACAAUUCUGCUUUUCACUACCUAGUGAAACACUGUUUCGGUUUUCCUCUCUAAUAGUUUCAUGUCUUCUCCAACCGGUUCUGCUUUUUUCCUCACCUAGAACUUGGUGCUCCACAGCUCCCCAUUCGUUUUCAUUUGCAUCGAUUUCGCGACUACCUCGUUGGAAUGCGUUCAUUCACACUUGC
Messenger RNA from Dicrocoelium dendriticum, 1306 nucleotides. The record is from the annotation of a GenBank genome assembly. Lineage: Eukaryota; Metazoa; Platyhelminthes; Trematoda; Plagiorchiida; Dicrocoeliidae.